AUGGGCGCUGAGGUCCUGGAGGCGCCUUGUCGCCGCCACUGGGCGGACUUCAACCCAGGUGCAAGAGCAGCCCCCUCCUGGGGUUUCCUCCUCAUCCCCAAACAGCGUCCCCGUGGGACGCUCCAGCGCCUCCUAGGGGUGCCCUUCCCCCUCCGGGUGCACCGCGACAUUCUGCAGAACGGCGGGUCACCGGCCCCCUCUCCUCCCCAACCCUGGAUCCCGCCCGGUCAGGGCGCCGUCACCCCUCCCUACGUGGCCGUGGGCUGCACACCAGUGCUGCUGCUGGUGGCCGUGGCACUGACCAGGACUGGAGCGGCUCCUGUCACCAGGCACCUCAGGGCCCUCUCGGAUGCAAGGGGCUGCCACAUAGCCCAGUUCAAGUCCCUGUCCCCAAAGGAGCUACAGGCCUUCAAGACGGCCAAAGACACCUUAGAAGAGGCCCUCCCGCUGAGGGACCGCAGGUGCGGCUCCCGCCCCUUCCCCAGGCCCUGGAGCCUGAGGCGGCUGCAGGACUGGGAGCGCCCGGUGGCCCUGGAGGCCGAGCUGGCCCUGACGCUGAAGGUCCUGGGGGCCGUGGCCAACAGGACCCUGGGGGACGUCCUGGACCGGCCCCUUCGCACCCUGAGCUACCUCCGGUCCCAGCUCCAGGCCUGCGGCCCGGCUGCGCCCACGGCAGGCCCCAGGCCCUGGGGCCGCCUCCAGCACUGGCUGCACCGGCUGCAGGUGGCCCCGAGGAAGGAGUCCCCGGGCUGCCUGGAGGCCUCCGUCACGUUCAACCUCUUCCGCCUCCUCACCCGGGACCUGAAAUGUGUCGCCAGCGGACACCUGUGCGCCUGA
Microcebus murinus (gray mouse lemur) is the source of this 837-nucleotide messenger RNA. The record is from RefSeq and is a predicted model, not a curated record. NCBI's taxonomy places the organism in Eukaryota, Metazoa, Chordata, Mammalia, Primates, Cheirogaleidae.